Molecule: messenger RNA, 1119 nt
Organism: Striga asiatica
Lineage: Eukaryota; Viridiplantae; Streptophyta; Magnoliopsida; Lamiales; Orobanchaceae
Source: the annotation of a GenBank genome assembly
AUGACGGCUCCGGACGCCAAAAUCGAGUCUUGGUCCUAUCCAGACUGGCGCGACGCGCCGGUAGAACUCAUGGCGGCCGUGUCCAAACACCUGACUUCAAUCCACGACUUCCUCGCCUCCGCGGGCGAGGGGGAAGAAACGGCAAAAGAGGGGAACACUGACGGUGGUUCCAAGAAAGUUUUUGUUAGUUUGUUUGAUCUCUCUUCCCAGAAGGCCCGCAUCUUGAACAAUGUCAGCCCGAAGGAUGGAAAAGGUUACCUUUCUAGUCGAGGAUGGAUACUCUGCCUUUCCGAUGGCGACGACUGUGUCUAUUUGACCCACCCCGUGUGGCAUAUCAAAAUUGAACUUCCGGGUUUGGGUACUCUUCCUGGAUACACUCUAAAAGAGGGUAUUGGCUGUAUCAAGAAAAUGGUUUUGUCUGGAAGCCCCACAAGAAAGACUGAUCUUGUGGUGAUGGUGAUUUGGGGUUGGGGCAAGCAUAAGCGGCUGGGCUUCUCGAGGCCGGGGGACUUGUCUUGGACUGCAAUGGGUACGUGGAGGGACUCGUUCUGUGAUAUUCUUUACCACAAUCAGAGGUUAUAUGCGGUGGAUCUUAGCAAGAGUAUUGUAGAAUGUGAUAUCCAUGGGCCGAACCCGACCCAAAUAUUGCAGGUUUUCUGUCUGCCUAGCAAUGUUGAGACCAAUGGGGAUGAUUUUUUAUUCAUAGCACAACAUGCGGGUGAUAAUAAUGAUUUUGAUAAUAGUUUUCCUAGAAAACUCAUGCUUUAUUUGGUGGAGUCAUUCGGGAAAUUUCUGAUUGAGAGUCGCUGCAUUGUGAAAAACCGAACUUUCAGAUUUCAAAUUCUUGAAGUUGACUUGAAGGAUGGUAGUCAUAAGAAUAUCAAGGGCCUGAGGAAAACGGCUAUCUUCUUGGGUUUGAAUUCUUCCCUCUGCCUAGAGCUCCCGGAGUUGGGUGUGGUAAAGCCUAAUUCUAUAUACUUCACGGACGAUCAAUCUGGAAAGGGUAAAGGUCUGGAUAUGGGUGUUUGGCAGUUAAUGGGUGGUGUACCAAUGGGUUUAGAUCAUGGGUGUUCGGGUGCUUUUCUUGCUCCACCAUUGUGGGUUGUGCCUAGCAUUUGA